CGUUCAGAUGCUGGGAUUACAGUGGAGGUGACGCCAGCGUCAAAAUUAUUGUCUGCUUCAAAUAAAUCGCCGGAUAAUCCAGUAAUAGACGGGAGAAAGUGAUUUUAAUUACCAAAGUACGUUCAGUAAUGUGUAGUAAUGAGUUUUCUGUCCCCCAUUGCUCCAGGGAGAACAUCUACGAAUGUUUUUUCACGGUUUUUCAACGUUUUGCGUUUUUGUAUAGACCAAACUGUACAUAAUUUGUUGGAGCUGGCGUGUUGAUGGUAGCCAUUGUUGCACAGAAAUUGACAAUGUUGUGACGCCCAGUUCUCUUUGUUACGGUGAAACAAGUGAUAAAAAAUUAGUGAUGCUGGGGUGAAUAUGGACCAGCAGGGACGCUGAAUGUGUUUGUGGAGAUGAAGAGACUCGAAGAGGAGCUUGGACUCAUAUGAGUUGAGAAAAUCGAGGGAAAGAUGGUGGACAAAAGAUUUCCACGGACUGUACAGCUGAUGGAGUUUUAUUGACUGGUGACGACAUGAUAAAUAUUCAAUUUUUGUGAGUCAAAAACGGGUAUUGAGUACGUCCAUAACCUGAAUUAACGCCGUUAUCCUGUGUGCUGGGGUAUGAUUUCCAUUGUUUGGUGAUGGAUGAGCCGAGAGGAGGGGGAGGAUGUCACGCCGCAAACAGAGCAAUCCGAAGCCCCUGAAACGGGAAGAUGAGGAAUGGAGCGACUCCGAGAAGACACCGUCGGUGAGCAGUGGAGUGGACGGUCCUGGCUCGGCUGUAUCCAGUCCAGCGCCGUUGAACCUGGAGGAGGACAACAGCCUGCCACCACCCCCAAGACUGACAAUCCCCCAGAAUCUACUGGGGAACAGCAAUCCUGAAGACUUUCGUUUUCGUCUGUCAACCCUCACUGACGAUGCAAGAAAACGUAUCAACAGUUUUGCUGAGGACUUUGAGAGUCUCAAACGGGGAAUGAAAUCACGAAGCAGCAGAGACACUUCGAAGCCAGUGCGUCCCGACCCAAAGACAAGUUCACCCUCACCGAAGGAAAUCGAUCAUCGCCCGUUGCGACGAAGAGACACUCGUAGAUCCUCAGAUGAGUCAAUUCGUUCAGAGGAUCCAGAACCGAAGAAACUCCGUCUCGAUGACGACUGCAUUCCUCGGCUACGAUUAAAUGCCAGCCUGGCCACUGAUCCAGCCCUUCGUCCAGCAACUGUAGCAGCCCUCACCAUCAAACCCGACAGCAUAUCACCCCCGGAGCCCCGAGCAGAGCCAACUCCACCUCUUCCCCCGGGUCUUCAGAACGCGAUAGCCGCCGGUCGUCUCUUCGUUCUACCAACCGAUGGAAAGGAAUCCAUAACAGUCGAGCCAUCUCGUCCAAUACCACUGAUAUGUCCACCCUGUGGCAUAAGGUUCUCCUCAGCGAGUACCCUCGAGGCCCACCGGACCUUCUACUGCGCCCACCGACCCCGAAUUGACGAUGAAAGUGCCAACGAUGAUGACGAUGAAAAAUCUACAAAAUUUGAAGUGCGAAAAGCUUACGCCUGUCCCCACUGCUCGUACUCAGCCGACAAGAAGGUCUCCCUCAAUCGUCACAUGAGGAUGCACGCCUCAUCCCCAGCACCCGCACCCCCAGCUCCAUCACCAACAAUUCAAACAGCCCCAACUCCAGUUAUAACCAACAACACAACGUCAAAUGGUUCGUUGAACGAAGAGGCCGAGCGUUACUGUCGAAAUUGUGACAUCAGAUUCAGUUCUCUGGAGACUUAUCGGGCCCACAAGACUCACUACUGCAGCACCAGGCACGUCGUCAAGGAUACACCGACACCAGUUUCAUCAGCAAAAGGCUCACCACCAGCAAGCUCAAGCCCUGGGGACUCACCACCACCACAGCCCUGUCUAGCUCUGCCAACCAAUCCCAUCCUCAUCGUUCCAUGCUCUCUCCUGAGGGGCGCCUCGGUCCUAGCAGCUCCUUCACUACCCGCCCCUGACACCGCUUGCUUCCUCCUGCCAAAUGGUUCCCUCCAGCCCAUGACCAGAGGACUCACCGCCAACUCGACGGAGAGCCCGCAGGUGUUGAGGGUCGCUAACAAGAGGGCGACUCCUGCCAGUGUACCACCAGCACCUGUUACACCGACAUCACCAUCAUCCACAGGGUCAUUCCCAUUGGAUCUCAGCAUGAGACGUUCUCCAGUACAUCAGGAUGAGAAGGAGAACAGGGUGUCACCUGCGCCCUCAUCACUCCCCGCACCAGCUGGCAGUCCCAGAUCUCGGGGAAGUGUCAGUCCGAGAACUAGGUCACUACCAUCGAGUCAGAGCUCAUCGGUAGUCGGUGCUGUACCACCCACAGAACUCGCUCUCAGGCUUGCCGAACUACCCCCACCUCCUGUACCCAGUGUUCCUGGUGUACUUGUCAAACAGGGGGUUAGCAGGUGUAAAGAGUGCAAUAUUGUAUUCUGCAGGCAUGAGAACUUUGUUGCACAUAAGAAGCAUUACUGUCAGGCCAGGGAGAAUACUGUUUCUAGUCCACCACCUACUGGUACACCUUCUCCACCACUUGUUCAGCUUAUUUGUGCUGCUUGUGGAAUUAAAUUUGCUUCGAUGGAUAAUUUGGUGGCUCACCAGGCUUUCUACUGUCCGAAGAGACCUGAGAAUCAGGAACAUCAUACCAGGUGUCCAAAGUGCAAGACGAUGAUUGAGGCGGGCAGUACGCACACGUGCUCGAGUGGCCCGACAGGUGGGUGGAGGUGUCCAGUUUGUGGUGCUGUUAGUCCGACAGCAGGCGCCGCCCAGCGUCACAUGGAUGCUCAUCAAGGUGUCAAAGCAUUCAGGUGUACGAUAUGUCGGUACAAAGGGAAUACACUCCGGGGAAUGAGGACACAUAUCAGAAUGCAUUUUGAAAAACGAGGAGCUGAUCUUCAGGAGGAAAAUUACAUUACAUGUGUACUGGACGACGAUGCAACAGUACCAACACCCGAGCCAGCUCCAGCAACAACCCCUGAGGAAAUUUCCACGGAAGUACAAGUGAAUGGCAAAAGUGAAACACGAAAGAGCCCACUUCCAACAUUACCAGCAUUACCACCACCUCCACCACCGCCGGUACAGCAGUCAACGACACCCACUGCUGGUGGUAAAGUCAAACAGGAGAGGGAGGAAACACCACCACCGGAGGAGAGCCUUAAUCCGAACAAAACAGGACCGAGAUAUUGUCGCUCUUGUGACAUAACUUUCAAUUACCUUAGCUCAUUUAUCGCACACAAAAAAUUCUACUGCUCCAGUCACGCUGGUGAAGCUAGUAACAAUAAUAAUAAUUCAAACAGUAAUAAUAAUAAUUCGAAUAGCCACACUACGACGAGCCCUUCGACCAGGACCGAGGCUUCGGUACUUUAAAUUUUUACGUCGUGUUGAGCUGGACAAGUGCAAUAUCAGACAUUGAAUUAAAUUAUUUUGGGCUGCGAUGAACUGUUUUACUGGUUUUUAAAAAUUUAAUUGAUUGAUUAUUAUUGUGUUUAUGUCAAUUGAUGGGCUUGGGACUGCAAUUGUUUGUAAUUAGUGCUUGAAGUUGCACUUUGUUCAGCCUCCACAGGACAAACAUUAAAUUCUGCGAUUGAGUGGAGUGAAGAAAUCCCCUGGGGCAUAAAUUACCAUUUUUUCACUUCACUCGAAGGAGGAGAAUUUUUUUAAACAAUACGAAAUCGAUGGUGAUAUUUCACUGAUCGAGCAACCAUAGGACUGUUAAUUGUUGCCAGUUUAUAAUACGUCAGAACUAAUUUUCUUAGUGAAAAGAUAUAUAUUGCGUGAUUUUCAUUGAUUUUUUUUGUUGAAUCCAGGGAAUUGUUCGUACUUAUAAGUGAAAACUAUGAGAAUCUGUAAAUAUAGGGGGAGAAUUGUGAAUUGAGCAGAUGAGCGUGACGUGGAGAUUGCAGGGUUAAUCGAUCAAAUCGUCCUGUACAUAAAAUUAAUGCAACUAUUGAUACGUAUGACGGUUACAUACGAUUACGAGGGGGCAACGGGGAGGUUCCAGUUUACUUUUCUUCUCCCAGAGGUGGUUUUAAUUCUACCCAAUGACGGGGUAUGCAAUCUCAUGACUUUCGAAAUAAUCUCGUAGGUAGUUUUAGAUUUAUCAAUCGUCAUACCCAAAACAAAUUGGAAUUUUAAAAUCACUGAAGACGUUGGAAAAAUCGUAGUAAUGGACGACGUGAGUGUAUAAUGUUGUACAGUAGAGGGAAAAAUCGAGUAGAGUAUUACCACUUUAACGAGACAAAAUGCGUAUGAUAAUGAUCCUGUAAUGAUACCAAUCUCAGCUUGUGAAUCUGUUAAGUUACGUUGCAAUAUAACAUUUAAUAUAUUAUAUAAAUAUAAAUAAAUUUAGUUUGCGCUCGCAAUAUAUACUGUCUGAAGUUUCCAUGGGCAAGUGAAAUAUGUUAGAAUUAUGUCUACUUUUUUUUCAUGAAACUUUCAUCCUUUAUCAAUUUUUGCAAUAAAAAAAAAUCAUGCAAGAAGCCAAUUGCCUUGCGAGAAUGACUGACAGUUCAACAUAAAAAAGAAUCAGUUACAAAAACAUUUUUAAUUGGAGUGUCUGUGAUCUGAGUGCAACAACUGUCUGUGAACUUGCCCAGAGCAUUUAAUCACCGAAAUUGUAAUCGAAUAGUUAAUGCAUUAAAUAAUAAUCUCGGAUUGUGGCUUAGGCGAGCGCACACAAUGUGUAUAAAUUAGAGUUAAGGCCAGUGUUACAUGUAUACGCAGUGUACUCAUAUCAUAUGGUAAAAAUGAUGGAUAAUAUUUCAUUGAUGAGAGAAAUGAAAAAUUUUUUUGAGCGCAAUUUUAAUGAAAUAAUGUUACUGUUCCUUGGGUAUUUUCGUUGCACGUCCAGUUGAGACUGUGCUCACACUUUCUUUUCCUUUUUUUUAUUAUGAAUGAAUUGUGGAAAUCAUGAAUAAACGCUCUGUGAUUACAUUGAUGAUUUUGACAA
Diachasmimorpha longicaudata is the source of this 4954-nucleotide messenger RNA. It is a transcript of the gene ush, whose product is annotated as zinc finger protein ush. NCBI's taxonomy places the organism in Eukaryota, Metazoa, Arthropoda, Insecta, Hymenoptera, Braconidae. The transcript has 5 exons. Gene Ontology annotation, biological process: negative regulation of transcription by RNA polymerase II; heart development; positive regulation of transcription by RNA polymerase II. The record is from RefSeq and is a predicted model, not a curated record. Gene Ontology annotation, cellular component: nucleus. Bases 649 to 3372 code for a protein of 907 amino acids. Gene Ontology annotation, molecular function: RNA polymerase II-specific DNA-binding transcription factor binding.